Messenger RNA from Clonostachys byssicola, 1875 nucleotides. The record is from the annotation of a GenBank genome assembly. Lineage: Eukaryota; Fungi; Ascomycota; Sordariomycetes; Hypocreales; Bionectriaceae.
AUGUCCCUCUCAGCGCUACCCAACGAAUUGCUUCAGGCCAUAUCGGAGAAUGUGCCCAGUCUCGCCGACGUCAGCGCCCUGGCCAGGACGAAUUGGCACAUGUUCCACGUCCUCAUCCCCCAGCUGUACCGUCGCAACCACGACCUGAGUAACGAGAGCCUCUAUCAUGUCCGCAUUAGAAGCAAGUCGGCUGUGACAUGGGCCAUCCAGCGGUAUAAGCCCGAGACAAUCCGACGGGCCGUGACGGUCGGUGUAGACCUCGUGCAGCUCCAGCAUAUCAUGCUGGCAAUGAAGCGUGGUCAGUGCGACAUAUUCCAGGCUCUCUGGGCCUGCAAGUUGGAAUACGGCGGCUUCGAGAAUCUCGAUAAAUAUGAGGCUGGCGCGAAACCAAUCGUAGUCGCAGCCAAAUCUGGAAAGGUUGAAAUCGUCAGAGCGCUGGUUGAAACAGGCAAGGUUGAUCUCGAAGCUGGCCGCGAUGUGUGGACGCCGCUACUGAUCGCAUGUCAAGAUGGAAACCACCAGAUGGUAAAACUGCUCCUAGAGCAUGGCGCGAACAUUAGAAACCCCCGGGCUCAACGAGCAGCUCUGACGGUUGCUGCGUUGAGGCACCAGCCAGGGAGACAAGUGAGACGCAAGAGGGAAAGGGGGGGCACCAGCUAUCUUGAGACGAUCCGCGUGCUUUUUGAGCACGGCGCGCAGCUCGAGUAUAAAGAGUCAAACGGCAACACUGCUCUUCAUACGGCUGCGCUUGAGGGAUUCUGCGACGUGGUCGAUCUGCUCGCUUCUCUGGGCGCCGAAGUCGACACCCGUGAUGGUCAAGGCAACACGCCUCUGAUCAGCACUAGCUUGAAGUUCGGGAAGGCUGAUAUGACCCAGCUCCUCUUACGCCUAGGGGCCGAUAUUAAUGCCAAAAAUGAAAGAGGAAACUCCCCAUUGUCGAUGACACGAGACACGGCUGAGCCAGUGGCAGUAGCCAAGAUUCUACUCGAAAACGGUGCCAUGAUCAUGGCUGACAUUGAAGGCAACACACCACUGCAUCUUUCCGGCCACAUUGGCUCCCUGGAGUUGGCCGAGUUGUUGUUGGAGUACGGAGCGGAUAUUCAUGCCCUCAACACACAAAAUAAAACACCACUUCACUGCAUUGCGGAAGAAAAGGAUGCCGGGAAGAUUGUACGGCUGCUGGUUGAUAAGGGCGCAUCUCUCACUGCCGCAGCUAGAGGUGGCGAGACACCUCUGGGAUGUGCCAUACCCCAUCAAUCGCUGGAUACUAUUCAGUUUCUACUCGAGAAAGGAUCGGAUGCUAAUGCAGUAACAAAGAGCGGUUCAUCGGGGCUCCAGCACGCAAUAGAAUCUAGAGCCAUUAAGUUAACCGAGCUUCUCUUGCAGCACGGCGCUGAUCUGGGAACAUUCGACUAUAACGGUCAAGGUGCCUUACACUUUGUGUCAAUGGUUGGGAAUACCCAGCUCAUGGAGAGCUUCAUUCGCCACGGAGUUCCGAUUAAUUCGCGGGAUUCCCAAGGGCGUACACCUCUCAUGUGUGCUCUCGAAGGAGCCACGGGUGUUAAUGUCGAUAUACUACUACAACAUGGGGCAAGCGUCAACGAGACAGAUGAUCUACUCCAGACAGCUUUACACAAGGCAGCGAAACGUGGAAUGGUGAAAGCGGCGAGGACCCUACUUGAGAAUGGGGCAGAUGUCAACGUCAAGGAUAAGGACGAUCAAACUCCGCUACACAUCUCCAAGAUCUCAAGGCGUCUCAAGAUGGUGGAGAUCUUGUUGGAUUAUGGUGCUGAGUGUAGCAUUGCAGGUUGUUGUGAAGGGAACACAGUGCUUGAAGUGCUUGAGACAGCAACAAUAUCACCCGGCGAGGUCUAG